CUACCAUACCACCAUGAAGAUCGCCAAGGGCACCUAGACGGUCCUUUGUUAGAGGGCGUUUACUGGCGUAUGGGGUAUACCCCACAAACCCCACGACGAACUUCUCCAAUUCCUGGGGGCUAAUUUGUUUCCUUCUUCCUAUUCCCAUCUCAAACUUCCCUGUCCUCGUCCUACGUCGAAGCAUUCGUUGACAGCGAGAGCAACCAUGGAUUAUGUACCUGUCACAAUGUCUUCGACGACAGUUGAGACUGUGGAACCCAAACCCAAGUCCUCAGCAAAGAUGCGCAAGAGGGCGCCAAAGGCUUGCCUGUCAUGCCGAAGUCGCAAAGUGAGAUGCGAUGUCUCUCAGCGCGGUAGGCCAUGCAUGAAUUGUUAUCUCGACAACGAAACAUGCGUUGUUACUGGACGAGCAUCCAGAUUAAGAGGCCAGCGCGGUGAAAACGAUAAUUCGCAAGUAUCAUAUCCGCCUUACGCAGGAGACGAAUGCGCGCAUGGACGGACUUCAGAAGAUGUAGUAAACUCACGAACCGGCGGACAAAUGCCUUCCGCAAGGGCAGAGGAAGAACAUGAUCAUUCGUCACGCGACGCACCCGAUUUAAUGAAUCAAAAUGAAACCCAGACCGUGGAGAUUGAUGUAGACAGAUGGACCGCCACGGGAUUAACAGCGACAAGUGUACUCAACGAUCAACGCGGCAAUAGGAUUCCAAGUCCUCCCCCCAUAAUUCAAGAAGCCACAACUAUACCACUAAAUACGUUCAAUUCCUUCACGUCCCCAGAAAUACCCCUUUGGGUAGGAGAUCAGCGCAUCGCAAUGAAUGCCGAUGUCACAUACUCAUACUACCCGUUCAUCAAAACCGGCAAUCUUCAUAACAUCAUGCCUCAAGAUGUCAAUUACUUAGAAUCGCAAGGCUGCCUCCGAGUCCCAACAAGAGCGAUAUUAGACGAAUUCGUGCAACAAUACUUUUUGCACAUCCAUCCGAUCAUGCCGAUACUGAAUGAAGGCGACUUUUGGGACAUGUACUGCAAUCCAUCAUCCGGGUCAACCGACAAGAUAUCUCUAGUUUUCCUUCAGGGGCUCUUAUUUUCGUCUUGUAACUUCAUCUCGAAAAGUAGUAUCAAAGCCUUGGGGUUCCCCAACAUACGCACUGCCAGGGCUACAUUCUACAGGCGCACGAAGCUCCUCUUCGACUUCGACACCGAGACCUCCCUAGUCGACCUAGCGCAAACCGCUCUCCUCUUAUCCUUCUGGGCGACAAAUUGGUCUCUCGCCGCAAAAAAGCUAAAUAGCACAUGGCUCGGCAUCGCCAUCCAAAACGCAAAAAGUUCCGACGCGCAUCUCUAUGCAGUGAAACAGAAUUACUCAGCGAUAACGGACCCGGUACAGCAUAAGAAGCAAAACAUACUCAAGCGAUUAUGGUGGUGCUGUCUUAUCCGCGAUCGCAUAUUAGCACUCGGCGUACGGCGGAGUUUGCAAAUCUCCCGAGCGCAUUUCGAUCUCGACGCGAACCCCGGUCUCGGAUACACGGACUUAGCCGAUGAAGUCGACCGGUCAAAGGUGUACAAUGCAGAGACUAAGAGGUGUCUCAUCGAGAUAUUCGUCCAAUUGGGAGAACUCUGCUCCGUGUUGACGGAUCUCGUGACCUUAGUAUUCCCUCUCGAUGACGUACCUGGCUGGGAUAGGGAAUUGGGUUCAGAAGGAACCGCGAAGUUGAAAGAAUGCAAAGCAGCGUUGAGAAGGUGGUACAAAGCCACGACACUCCGGUUCCCCAGGCUUUGCGGCGGAAAUACGCCGAGGAUGACGAAUGCGCAGAAUCAGCUUCAACAUGAUUCCGUGAUCUUGUACACCAAUUUGAUGUACAUGCAUUACCAUUCUGCCCGAGCAGCGCUCUGUCAUCAUGAAGUCCUACAACUUGCUGUAGCAUGCACUUCACCCAACCUAAGCAGCAAUCUCCGCGAAUUCUCUAAUAUCUACGAGAACAGGCACGAGCUCCAAGACGCAGCUUGCAGCGUAACAGAAUGUCUCAAAGAACUCCUGCAACUGCGUCUUGUCCGGUGGCUUCCGAUCAGCGCCGUCGCAUGCACCGCCCUCCCGCUAGUCCUCCACAUAAUCGACGUAAAACUCUCCUCCCAAAACAAGACCAAACCCGGUAACACAGCAGAUUCCGAUCCGCACCUAGCCGCCAAACAACACCGCUUGAACAUCCUCAUCGAAGCGAUGAAAACCUACCAACCACAAUACGACGGCGUAGAUUACAUAUCCGAAACCAUCCGGCACAUAAUCAACCUUGCACAACUCGAUGCACCCGCCAGUGCCGGCGGCGGAAUAUCCGGUUUACGCAACGAUGGUAAACAAGCGAAUAUCUCGGACUGGACCGAUAUUCUCGCUUCGCAGCCGGGGUACUACUUACGUUUAGCCAUGACUAUGGACUUAUGUUUCAGCAAAGGGCGAUUAGUCGAAGAAUCCGAUUUCCCGGCGAAUUUGCGCGGGCUCUUCGCUGCCGACUUCAGUUCCAUUAGAGCACUUGUGGCGGGACGGAAAGCAGCGGCACAGAACCAGGGUUCGUAUUUCAUGCCGAAUCCAACUGCGAAUAUAAUACCGGGUACCGUACGCUCGUUAUCGUCGGACGAGGAGUCGAAUUCACCGGAUUCUCUGCAGGGUGGAACUACGAACAACCCUGUAAAUCCGAAUUCGAAUCCGAAUCAAACGUCUGAUCCGCGGCAUCACCCGCAUCUUAACCCACCUUCUACGAAUGAAGUCGAUAUGUCUGGCAUGUCAGGAAUGUUCAACAUCGACAACCUCGCCAGCGAGGUCCUUGCGGCGUGGGGCGCGGAUGCAGUGGAUCCGGACCAGCCCAUGUGUUACGAGGGGCAAGGUGAAGAUGAUUGGAUCGAGAGAGCGUGGAGCGAUGAAGAGAUCAAUGAUGGCGGACAUGGGCAAAUGCACGGACAAAUACAUAACCAAACCCCGGGACAAGGCCCGGGACAAGCGCAGAUGCACGACCAAAGUAGUGGCCCGGAUAAAGAGGCCGCCAGAGUAUUACUCGAUGCGUUAAGAGACGAUGGUGUAAGUUGCGGCGUAUGAUCGUGGGCUUUCUUGGCUGUGAAUGAUGAGCAUAGGCGUCCGGAUUGCAUUAGGAGGAGUUAAGUUGGAUUCACGAGUUAAAAAUGGGCAGAGGCGGACUUUCGUUUCAACGUUUUAGGAUAUGGGAACGAAAUUGAGGAGGUUCAAACCUCGGGUGUUCCUAGGAGGAUGGAAAGUAUAUAGGGCAUCCCUGCGGAUGGAUUACGGGGAGCAUGGACAUACCUAGGUACAUACCAUCAAAUGCAUAUACGUUUUUUCUAAUUCUUGGGACCGGGCCAA
Messenger RNA from Hypoxylon trugodes, 3361 nucleotides. RefSeq names its product fungal-specific transcription factor domain-containing protein. Gene Ontology annotation, molecular function: zinc ion binding; DNA-binding transcription factor activity, RNA polymerase II-specific; DNA binding. Bases 206 to 3082 code for a protein of 958 amino acids. Lineage: Eukaryota; Fungi; Ascomycota; Sordariomycetes; Xylariales; Hypoxylaceae. Gene Ontology annotation, biological process: regulation of DNA-templated transcription; DNA-templated transcription. The record is from RefSeq and is a predicted model, not a curated record. The transcript is spliced from 7 exons.